CGUCGCGGCGCCGGGGACACUCCCGCUGCCUCCGCUGCGUUCCUUCUUGUCCCUGGAAGUGUGGGCAGGGUUGCCGGGGGCUUCCGUGGGUUCAGCCUCUCCCACUUCGGGAGGAAAAAGCAGGGGGAAGCCCCCGGCGCCCGCCGCCUCCUGAGAGCCACGGAACCCGGAGGUGUACAGGCGUUGAAGACGAGGCCGGGCGGGGCCCCCCAGUGCGUUGUGACUGUCGCCGUCCGUGUCCGGAGUGGCCGCCUGCGCCCGCCCGCUCGGCGCCCCGGGCCCCCAGCCCAGGGCGGUAGGCGCCCCACCCUGUCAGGAGUGGGCGACGGCCGGCCAGGGGCGCGCGGGGCAGCCGUCACGGGGCCUCGCUGCGGCCUCCAGCGCCCCAGUCUCGGGGAAUGCAGUGGCCCCCGACCCCUGGCGCCUCUCGGUGUCUGGGCUGGGCCUCCUCGCUCGCCUGCUCCGCGACCACGACGCUCCUUGGCCGCGCUGGCCGGGCCCCCCUCAUGGCGGCCAAGUGGUUCAAGGAGUUCCCCCUGAACCUGAAGACAGUGUCCGAACGCGCCAAGCCCGGGGGCGGGGGCAGCGGCAAACUGCGCAAGAACUCUGAGGCCAGCGGUGCCGGGACAGUUCCUGGCAAGGGUCGCAAAAACUCCGCGGCUGAGCUGGGGGGUGGCAGAGCCGGCGGCGGCCCCGCCAAGGACAGCCGACUGUCCCGGGACAGCCUUCAGGGUCUGAUUCAGGCCGCGGCGGGCAAAGGCCGCAAGAACUCCCGGGCCACAGAGGAGGAGCCCCACCGGGGCGCAGCCAAGAGCUCGGGCUGCAGCACUUACAUCAACAGGCUCAUCAAAGUGGACACUCAGGAAAAGAAUGGAAAGAGCAACUACCCCAGUAGCAGCAGCAGUAGCAGCAGCAGCAGCAGUAGCAGCAGCAGUAGCAGUUCUUCUGCAUCCUCUUCACCUUCCUCCCUGGGCCCCGAGCUGGACAAGGGCAAGAUUAUGAAGCAGCAAGACACGGUCAUCAUUUUAGAAGACUAUGCUGACCCUUAUGAUGCCAAACGGACAAAGGGUCAAAGGGAUGCAGAGAGAGUGGGUGAGAACGAUGGUUACAUGGAGCCCUACGAUGCCCAGCAAAUGAUAACAGAAAUCAGACGCCGAGGCUCCAAAGACCCCCUGGUGAAGGCUCUCCAGCUGCUUGACAGCCCCAGCGAGCCCGGAGAGAAUGGCACGAAGUCAGACACGCUGGCGAAGAGACGUAGUUCCAAGGACCUCCUGGGGAAGCCGCCACAGCUUUACGACACCCCCUACGAGCCCGCAGAGGGCGGCCCGCGCGCGGAGGGGAAGGCGCGGCCCGCGGACAGCCGGCUGCCAGAGGACGACGAGAGGCCGGCGGCCGAGUACGAGCAGCCCUGGGAGUGGAAGCGGGAGCAGAUCGUGCGUGCCCUGUCAGUCCAGUUUGAAGGAUCUGAGCGACCUUCCGUCAAGGAGGAGGCAGUGAGGCAGCACCACCGGCAAAAAAGCUGGACCCAGAAGAUCUUGAAGCCAGCCCUAUCUGACCAUGGCGAGGGGGAGAAGGUGGACCCAGGCCUGCCCCUGGAGAAGCAGCCCUGGUAUCAUGGUGCCAUAACCCGGGCUGAGGCUGAGAGUCGACUACAGCCCUGCAAAGAAGCUGGUUACCUGGUUCGAAAUAGUGAGUCAGGGAACAGCAGGUACUCCAUUGCACUGAAGACGAGUCAAGGAUGUGUCCACAUCAUAGUGGCUCAGACCAAAGACAACAAAUACACACUGAAUCAAACAAGCGCUGUGUUUGACAGCAUCCCUGAAGUGGUGCACUAUUAUUCCAAUGAAAAGCUACCUUUCAAGGGAGCAGAACACAUGACCUUGCUCUACCCUGUACACAGCAAGCUUCACUAAGUUUUGGCUAACAAGAGCCCAAGAGGCCAUCAGCACCUAACCAGCAUCUCAGUGGACAAGGCUGGACUGCUCUGCACACCUAGUGCAGAGUGGGACUCACCUCUUAAAGUCAGAAAGUCUGUGAUCUUGAAUCCAUUCCAUGACUUGUGACUCCUUGUCGCCCUUUUUCUCCUUGCUUAGUAGCUGCAAAAUAAGGAAUCAUAAUUUACCUGUUGUUUCCUCCUCUAAAGUAGGGGAUUUUAAUUGGGUUGUGAACCUUAGGAAAGGUAAGUCUAGAGAUUAGGGGCAUAGAAGUUCUCCAGCAAUGUGCUAGUUGUUCCCUGGGAUACCAGAUCUCUAAGCAAACCAAUAGCACACCAUUUGGAUUUUUACCUGGGAUCAUAUGAACUGGAAGAGCAUUUAGUGUCGCACCCUUUAUCAGGGAACCUGGAUGAACAGUGGGAAAUAUGAACAAUGGGCAAGCAAUUGUCUUUCUUCCUCCCUCCAGUGUCCUAAUUCAGCUCUUGUGUUCAUGCAAAUCACAACUAUAGGAUCUGGCAAAUGGAUUAUUUUGUUUGUCAGCCUUUCUAAGAAAAGUUGGUAUUUUCUCAUUCUCUGUGGACCGUCUUUUAAAUAAUUUUUUCAGCAGUCAAUAAUAUAAGCAUAAUUUGGAAGGAAGAUGCCCCAGAUUUAGAACUCACCAGCAUAAUUAAGCACUGACAUCAUUAUUAUAAUUCUGGAUUAUAGAUAAAAUAUGUCACGAAGAUUUCCUGUCUGAUUUUUAAAAAUUUCAAAGCUCAACAGCUAUUUUCCUAUUGGAUAAUUAUAUAAAACUUCAGAUAUCGUUUGUUUUGUCUUUGUACAUUUUAGUUGCCAUGGAAUCAUCUUUAGUUUGUCUCUAAAAUUAGAUUUGCUUUGUAUUUUUAGUAAAUUUUUUCAAAAACAAUUCUGAGAUCUGAUUGUAUGAACUGGGUCACUAGAGUCUGCAAAAAUUCUCUUUCUGUACAAAGCAAGCCUGUUCAUCUGUAUAAAAGUAUUUUAAAGCCAAGUGCUGUGGUACUUGCCUGAUAUCCUGGUGACUGGGGAGGCUGAGGCUGGAGGAUCCCAAGUUCAGGACCAACUUCUGCAAAUUAGCAAGGCCCUAAACAACUUAGUGAGACCCUGUCUCAAAAUAAAAAAUGAAAAGGACUGGGGAUGUGGCUCAGUGGUAAAGCACUCUGGGUUCAAUCUUUAGUACAAAAAAAAAUUUUUUUUAAAGACUCUAGCCAGGUGCGGUGGUACACACUUCUAAUCCCAGCUACAAGGGAAGUUGAGUCAAAAGGAUCACAAGUUAGAGGACAGCCUCAGCAACUUAGUGAGAUCCUGUCUCAAAAUAAAAAUAAAGGGGUUGGGAUUGUGGCUCAGUAGUAAUGGGCCUGCCUAGCAUGUGUGAGGCAUUG
Molecule: messenger RNA, 3331 nt
Organism: Sciurus carolinensis (gray squirrel)
Lineage: Eukaryota; Metazoa; Chordata; Mammalia; Rodentia; Sciuridae
Gene: She
Product: Src homology 2 domain containing E
Exons: 6
Coding region: 399-1913 (504 amino acids)
Molecular function (GO): phosphotyrosine residue binding
Source: RefSeq, a predicted model, not a curated record